AUGGAAACAAGUAUAGAUUUAUUAGAAUCGUCUGAAGUAAAAGCUCAUGUUUGUCAUACUGAUAUGAAUCAAACAAUGCAAGAUGAAAUAAUCUCUAUAUGUUUGAAAUUUUGGAGUUUAAAUCAACGAAGUUUAGAUACUACAGCAUAUAUUAAAAGAAAUUUGGAUAUAAAAUAUGGACCAGCAUGGCACUGUAUUAUAGGUGAUGAAUAUAACAGUUGUGUUACACAUGAUUCACAAUAUUUUCUCGAUUUCAAAUUUGAGAAGAAAUCAUUUAUGAUUUAUAAAACUAGUUUAUAA
Molecule: messenger RNA, 300 nt
Organism: Schistosoma mattheei
Lineage: Eukaryota; Metazoa; Platyhelminthes; Trematoda; Strigeidida; Schistosomatidae
Source: the annotation of a GenBank genome assembly